AUGCCUGUCCUGCCACCGCUUGAUCCCCCUCCUAGCACUCCCGCCAGCCAACGCCGUUACGUCGGCAUCCGACAUCCUGCCUAUCUCCAGAGCGAGCAGCCGCUACUGCGCUUCGGUGCUAUCGACGGCGACAAUAGAGAUGGGGUUGACUUCGACAUUGCCCUGGUCGCUAGCGCGAUCGAGGUGGCCCAUUCCGUACCCAUGGCAGAUGAAAAGUGGUUCUUGUCGAAUACCAUGGAUAGAUACGGCGCUUCCGGCUCCGAUCCUCAGCCAAUCGACGAUCCAAGCAACCUAAUUACACUCCGCCGUGACCUCCGCCAUCUCUUCGAAACCCGUCGCUUCACGCUUGUCCCAAAACGAGAUAUACCCGACAAGGCUCGGCGCCUCGCACUCUACGUCUUUUCUCCAGACGACAAUAACGAGGUCGUCCCUCUCUACCAUAACCGUUCUCCCGCGCCCCUCUCAGGCAUUGCUAUUGAGCAUGUCUUUGCACGGUUCGCUUGGACGAUCUUCUCCGGCCAGACCGUACGCUUCUUCAAGGGCAUGGCUGAGUAUGCGGUUCUCUUGUUUGAUCCAAAGACAGACGAGAUUAAAGAAGCCAAGUUGAGGGCGCUUGACGUGCGGACCCAGAUUAAGAUUUUUGAUGCGUUCCCGAAGAGUUGCAGCGCGAGUCCAAGAAAGAGGCAGCGGGGUCAUCUGCGCAAGACGAAGACGAUGAAUUCUCGGUAG
Molecule: messenger RNA, 729 nt
Organism: Clonostachys rhizophaga
Lineage: Eukaryota; Fungi; Ascomycota; Sordariomycetes; Hypocreales; Bionectriaceae
Source: the annotation of a GenBank genome assembly